UGAUAUAUUUUUUAAAUCGAUGUCAAGGUAGGUUACCACGUAUAUACAUACAAAUAUAUACGUGGUAACCAGCCUUGACAUCGUCAUUGUAUUUAUAACCUUGGGGUUUUUCCAAUUAUUAUACCUCAUGGGCAAUUUCCGAUUACUUAGAACUAUUUGGUAUCAUACGUAGGACUGACUGAAACUAAUUAGAUUCCCUCAAUACGUGUAAAGGUUUAAAUUAAGCCUAUAUAAUUACACGGCCACCAUUUAGAGCAAAGACGUCAUCAGAUUCGACUGUGGACCAGGAGUUGCAGCGUAGCAGUGAACCGGAAAUGUGUUUUGAGACGUCAGGACAACAAGCUCAUAUGUACCUCAAAGAAACGACAAGCAUGAUGGAUGCUAAUGAUAGAGACCAAGAUGGACGAAAUCCAAAUAACAAUAUUGAAUCUGAGGAGAUAGAUCAGUUGUGUCCACGACGACAGAUGUCGCUCCAUAUGUUGCCUGGCCUGUUACCUCAGAUGUGGCCUCGUCUUUUGUCUAGCUGCUUUGGACAGUUUCAACAUUUCUUUGUUGCAGCUACGUCGAUGACUGAAGUACUACAAACCGAUUGCUAACAGUUUAAACAAUGUCAGCAGCAGAGAAGGUGUCAACCUUAGGAAUAGAUUUAGGAACUACUUACUGCUGCGUAGGGGUCCUUCGAGGGGAUGAGGUCGAGUUGAUUCCCAAUGAUCAGGGAAAUAUCAAUACGCCAAAUUAUGUGACUUUCACUGAUACAGGAUGUCUUGUUGGAGACUCAGCUAAAAGCCAGGCCACAAGGAAUCCAUCUAACACAGUAUUUGACAUCAUGAGACUUAUUGGUAACAAGAUCGAUAAGUAUUAUACUCAAAAGUAUCACCUGCCUUACACGGUCAUUGAAAACGAGGGUCGUCUUAAACUUGCUGUCAACUACAGAGGUGAACUACAUUUAUUGUCUCCGGAAACAAUCGUUGCAAUGGUUCUCAAGAAUUUGAAAAAGACAGCUGAGCAUUAUAUUGGCCAUAGAGUGACUCAAGCUGUCAUUUCAGUUCCAGCCAAUUUCAACUACUGCCAACGACAAGCCGUGAAAGAAGCUGGGCAUAUCAUUGGUCUGAAUGUCCUUAAACUUAUCAACGGUCCCACAGCUGCUGCCUUGACUUACGGACUUCGCCAUAAAUCGAAAACGUUGCAAAAUGUGCUUAUCUUUGAUCUAGGGGGUGGUACCGCGAAUGUUAGUAUUGUCUCAAUUUCUAGCAGUUCUACUUUUGAAGUGUUAGCGACAGCUGGUGAUGCACACUUAGGUGGGGAAGACUUUGACAACAGACUAAUCAGCCACUUCGCCAAAGAAUUUCAAGAAAAAUUCAACAAAAGUAUCACAGAGAAUAAAAGGGCAUUAAAUCGCCUAAGAGCAGCUUGCGAACAGGUCAAGAAAAAUCUUUCCGCCUACGAAACAGCUCGAAUAGAAAUCGAUGCUUUAUUAGAUGGAAUCGAUUUUUCUAGUCAGAUCACCAGAACACAAUUUGACGGUCUUUGUUACGAUUUGUUCACCCAUACUCGAUUCCUUUUUGAAAGAACUCUGCAUGACGCUAAUCUAGAAAUAGAUGAAAUACAGGAAGUUGUUCUAGUCGGUGGGUCAAGUCGUAUUCCUUUCAUUCAAGAGAUGAUUAGUGUCAUCUUUUCUGGCAAAACGCUCAACAAAUCUAUCAAUCCUGAAGAAGCUGUUGCUUGCGGCGCUGCUUUACAGGGCGCUGUUCUCAACAAAGACAAAAACGCCAUUGUUAAAGACGUACUCCUCAUGGAUGUAGCGCCCUUCUCUCUCGGUGUGAUGUCCAAAUGUGGAGAGAUGGACUUUUUUUUAAAAAGAGGGGAGCCUAUUCCGACCAGAAUAUCUCGAGUUUUCACAACGUUUUCGGAUAACCUCCCUUCUAUGACUGUAAAACUCUACGAAGGGGAAUGCUCCCAUGUGAAAGAUAACACAUUUAUAGGUUCUUUUUACAUCACGAAAAUUCCUCCAGCCAAGAAGGGUGUGCCGCAAAUACAAGUUAUCUUUGACAUUGAUGCUAAUUGCAGUCUAAAAGUGGAGUUUCAGGACCAGGGCUCUGGCAAGAUGUUUACCAUUCACAUUGAUAGCAACAAAGAAAGACCAAAGAUACAGGAUAUAGAAGAAAUGCUGAGAGAUGCUAGGCCAUACAAAGACAAAGCAAAGAAACAAAAGCGAAAACCAAUGCCCAGAGAAGAUGAUCCAUGCAAAGACAGAGAAGAGAAAGAAGUGCCCAAACCAAUGCCCAGAGAAGAUGUUCCAUGCAAAGACAGAAAAAAGAAAGAAGACUCCAAACCAAUGCCCAGAGAAGAUGAUCCAUGCAAAGACAGAGAAAAGAAAGAAGACUCCAAACCAAUGCCCAGAGAAGAUGAUCCAUGCAAAGAUAGAGAAAAGAAAGAAGACUCCAAUCCAAUGCCCAGAGAAGAUGAUCCACGCAAAGAUAGAGAAAAGAAAGAAGACUCCAAUCCAAUGCCCAGAGAAGAUGAUCCAUGCAAAGAUGAACUACAGCAACAGGAUUUAGAACAAAGACUGAAACAUGCUGAGCAAUCAAAGGAAGAAAACAGACAAUAUCAAGAAAAAUUGUCGGCCAAAAUUCAACUGGAAAAUUACGUACACUCCAUUAAAGAGAAGGCCGAGUCCCUGUUAAAUACUUGCCACAGCACCUUAGAAUGGUUGGACAGCAGUUCUUCAUUACACGAGAAAGACGUGUAUGCAGCCAAGAUAAAACAGUUACAGCAAUCCGCGUUUCUCAUGAGUGGUCCGUACUGUCAAGAACAGUGUGAUUAUUAAACAAAGUGCAAGAUUUUGCAUGACAAUAAAUGAGCAGAAUACCCUUGGACAUUCGAGAUAUUAGCAGGACAUCUCCACGCACAUGGAUGGCUGCCUGGUCGUGCGGUUGGCGCGCUGGACUGUCGUUCGGACUUAUCGAUGGUCCCUGGUUCAAACCCUGCCCGCUCCAGUCCCGAGACGUCCUGCGGGAGGUUCGGACUAGGAAGUAAAUUAUCUUCAAAUCUGAAGUAACAUCAGAAACAUGGAAAACAAACAUUUACACAAAAUCUCAUGCACGCUCUAGUGAUUAAAAAAGAGAUCGUCAAUUUAAUUGGAAUUUUGAAGUAUUGAAAGAAAAAUAUUGAGAGUGACUUAAAUCUGGAAAACGUUACCGUAGGGCCUGACGAAUAUCCAGUGGGAAAAAGUAUUUUAAAAAAUUAUUGAAAUAUUUAUUAUAAUGGUUAGAAUGUUUGGAUCCAGAAUGCUAGCGUGGCAUGUUGACAUUGUGACAAGCCAGAUUUCUGAUUGUUACAGGAUGGGUGAAAUGGAUACGCCCAAACAAUAUUAAGCCUCGUUUUCAUCUAUGAGAAACUGGCAGUGUACAGAGUGGGGGUGGGGGGGGGUAUGUUGUGACAAGUCUUCCAUCCCUUGACGGUCAGUUUUGUAUUUUCUGAACGUUUAAAGUCAUUCACAAGCUGGUCAUUUAUUUCAUGAGUGUGUUAGCUUGUUACAAAGCUUAUUAUGGGUUCCAUCGUAAAGUACCUUAACCAGCAUAUGUUUGAAUCUUGACCGCAAGUAACUAGACACAGGUUUGUAAGUCUCAAGCGGUCGAACUCUUUAUCACCCUUGAGUAGUGGCAUAUAGACAUUUGUCACAGACAUAACAUUUCAUGUUGAGUAUUAUUAGGUUUAUCUUCCACUCCGUACACUGGCGAACAACGUAAAAAUACUCUAUAAUCUAUUUUGCACAAUUUUAAUAACAAGUUUAUGCAUUUAACAUUAGGAAUAAAAAAAUAUUAAUUAAACAGACAUCAAUUAGGUUGUGUACUGUGUAAAAUCCUGUUUUUUACUUUGCUGUAAGACAAAUAAAAAAUUAAUGGGCUAAUUAUUUUUGACAUUUUGAAGUUAAUUCGUCAACUUUUUGUAACAAGCAAAAUAAAAAAAAAUCCUUUUUAAAAAACUAAGCUUAUUUAAGGAGAAGAACUUCACACUUACAACUGUAGGCCUAUAUCUCAAUAAUGUAAACUUUUUUCCCCUUAUAUCAAACAAAAUAAUUAAUUAGUACUAAUUGAUUAACGAAUUGGUCAAUUUUUUUAAUUAAUUUUUUUUAUUGGUACAAGUUUCAACUUGAUCGAAGAAUAGUUUUGAGAGAAAUAACGUGUUCAAUUACCUACGGGUAGAAAACCCUAAAUAUUUAGCCUUGUCUGUGAAUACUGAAGGAUUAAUUAAGACCUACUUGUUUAAAACUUUUUUAGAUUAACUGUUAUUCUAGCAAUUGUGUUUAUGUUUGUAAUGUUGUUACAGCGCCUUGAGCCUACAUUUUGUUUGUUAACAGCGCUUUAUAAAUAAAAUUAUUAUUAUUAUUAUUAUUAUUAAUUUCCAUUGUUAGUAUCAAACAAAAUAACUAAUUACCAACAAUUAAUUGAUAAUUUUUUUUUUUAUUCUUAUCUUGUCUAUGCCAAUGAAUAAUCGUGCAAAUUUUCAAAUUGACCAGAGAAUGGGCACGAGUGAAAUAACGUGUACAAAGUUUUUACCAGACAGGCAGGCUGACAGACAGACAGAGUGAGUUGAUGUAAGCUUUGUAAAAUUUGUUUACCAUUACUUUGGGUUUACUUGCAAAGUGAUUUUUUCCCCAUUAUGUUUUUAUUUUUGAAUUUCUUCUGUUUAAAUUGUAAAAAUUCGAGAUAUAGUCUACAUUAAUGACAUCCUUUUUACAUCCAUUGUUUUCCAUUUAAUAGUAUCAGUAUUAGCGCCAGUAUUAGCGAUUUAUGUAGAUACUAGAUGCUUGUACCAGAGAUUGUUCUUUAUGAAUGCAUUGUAUGUAAAAUAUUACAUGUAUAUUUUUUUUUCCAUUUAAAAGCAAUAACUCAUGGAUGAUACAGAUGUAAAAUAAUAAUACAUGCAUUUUAAUUCUUAUCUUAUCUUAUAUAAUACAGGUUCUUAGGUUACUUAUUAUAUAUUUAAAUAAGAAACGAUGUAACUUUGCCUUAGAAAUGUAUUUAUAAUGAAUUACAUUCUUCAAUAAAAGAAAAUUAUUAAAAAAAAUCAAUUCGUCUUAACUCUAGCAUUAACAGUGUUAAUUUAAAAUCUUGGUUUUUAACAAGCCCAGGUAGGCUACCCUGCCUCAACGCAAUACUCGGUCGGAAGCAAUCGCUAGAGAAAAAAGAUGAAAAAAAACAACAACAAAAAAACCCCCAAGGUUACUAAGACUGUUUGUGUGGAAACGCAAACUCAAAAUCGGCCCUCGAAGUGAUCCACCCAGGCAGGUAAAAAGGCAGGUUUCAAUAUUUUCAGAAAGAAUAUCAGAAUCAGCAGACCAAGGGAUAGGUGAAAGUGAAGGUGAAGUUAGAUGCGAACCUGGCCUAACUGAUGCCAUAUAAUAAUUAUCUAAUUGAUUUAAUUGUUUUGUAAAAGGUCAAUCUCUUAUUCAAAGCUUCAAGAAAAAAAGUAUUUAAGAGUUUUAUGUACAUUGCGUCAUGCUG
Biomphalaria glabrata is the source of this 5507-nucleotide messenger RNA. Its product is annotated as heat shock 70 kDa protein-like. Bases 608 to 2827 code for a protein of 739 amino acids. The record is from RefSeq and is a predicted model, not a curated record. Lineage: Eukaryota; Metazoa; Mollusca; Gastropoda; Planorbidae. Gene Ontology annotation, biological process: protein refolding; cellular response to unfolded protein. The transcript is spliced from 4 exons. Gene Ontology annotation, cellular component: cytoplasm. Gene Ontology annotation, molecular function: ATP binding; heat shock protein binding; misfolded protein binding.